AUGCAUGCUAGACUCAGCAAUACAAUCAUAGUUGCAAUAUCCAUCACCCGCAAUGCAAAGAGCUUUAUCCUGUUGCUGUUAGAGCGCAGUCCGCCAUGGUACCGCGCACGGAGCGCAUGCGCGCGCUGCAAUGCUCCACUUCCUGCACGGCCUAAUCGGGACACCGAUAUCGAUAUUCCACAAUCGAUAAAUUACCGCAUCACUAUCGAAAUGUGUUCGGCGCGGUUCGUUCGAAUUUCGAAAUAUUUGUUGGCGGGCGUCGCGGUGUUCUGUGUGAGUUGGUUGGCGUCGGUCAACGAGUGGAGCAGCUGGAGCCAUCGUGCUGAGCCCCUGAGGUACUCCACCAUGAGGACUAUAGUGGGAUACUCGGAGGGCGCGCGCGCGGAGAGGGACAGACCGUCCCCCGUCGCCUGCACCAGUCUACCAGCGUACCCGGAAGUACCGAAUAUUAAUCGCACAUGGCAGCGUAAUUCGGCAGACAGCAGAUGGCAGAAGGUGAAGGGCACGUCGAUAUCGCUGUACGCGGCCUACUACGACACGCGGACCAGCCAGCCCUACGUGCGGAUACUCGCUAUGUACCAUGGUCGCAAUGCAUCCAAGGAGGAGCUGUACUGCCAAACGAGACCGAAUAAAGAAAAUGAAGCGACAGUCGAAGUGGUAGCAGCGAAGCCUUUGGAGAUGUGGUGGCGAGAGUGGGACAGUGGUGCUACCGACGUGGACACGCCUGUUCUACUGUCGUGUCCCCUGACUGAAAAUCUAACAGUGCCAUCCGUAGUCUCAGUAGUCAAAGAACCUUGUGACGACCCAACGAACGCUUUUAAUUUAAGUCCUAUCACAGAUAGCAAAGAAUAUAAAAGAACAUUUACAAUAUGCGUCAAAGACAUGUAUUUUAGAAAUGAUAUUUCCAGAAACCUAGUCGAAUGGAUAGAAACUAAUAAAUUGCUAGGUGUGGAUAAAAUUGAUAUUUAUAUUGAUGCUGUCCAUGAAAUAAACGAAAGAAUUCUAGAACAUUAUCGAAGGAAAGGAUUCGUUCGAUUGUAUCAAGUUCCUAUUAAAAGUAAGCCUGAAAGAACGCUGUGGCAAAGACGAAGAGAUCAUAUCAUUACGUACAAUGAUUGUUUAUACAGAAAUAUUCAAGAAUCUGAAUAUAUCGUACCACUGGAUGUUGAUGAGAUAUUACUACCGAAACGAACUUACACAUGGUCAGGAUUACUCAAACGCCUAGUGAAAAAAGGCUGGAAUCCUUACGAGUACUCCGCUAUUUUAGUAAGAAAUAUUUUUUUCUUCGAUUUUAUGCAAAACAAAUAUAUAGAUGCUAACAUAAACACAAGUAAAAUAUACACAAAGCGUGAUGACGUUAGAAUAGAUAAUGAGAACCUAAUAGAAAAAGAAUUAGAAUUAGAAAAUAAAUUAGAAUCUAUUGUAAAUAAUGAUUCCCUAGAAAAUAUUAAAGGAAAACUAGAUUGUACGGAAGAAACGAAGCCUAAGUUAGUAAGUCACAUUAUGAGUUCAGCAGUGGUUAGUCCAGUAGGCCACUAUAGCAAGAGCAUUAUGGUCACAAAGAGGGUUCUGACAGCGUUCAACCACUAUCCCUUAGCCGAUUUCGGUUCGUCAGGAUUCACGAUUUGGUCGGCGCCAUUCUCGGAAGUUCAAUUGAAUCAUUACAAGGAAUCGUGCAACACGACGCUGGUAAGCGAGUGUGAGAGGUACGCGGCGGAGGCGCGCGCGGACCACUCCGCGAUGCAUCUGCGCGGACGACUGAUGCGGGCGUUGGCUCUGACGUGCUCGAUAAUAAAAACUGCACAAUAA
Aricia agestis (brown argus) is the source of this 1809-nucleotide messenger RNA. RefSeq lists its product as uncharacterized. NCBI's taxonomy places the organism in Eukaryota, Metazoa, Arthropoda, Insecta, Lepidoptera, Lycaenidae. The transcript has 5 exons. Bases 1 to 1809 code for a protein of 602 amino acids. The record is from RefSeq and is a predicted model, not a curated record.